AGAUGGUUAAGAGAAGGUAUAAAAUGCCUGUCACACAUUUUCUGGCAAGAACAUUUAAGAGAGGACUACAGAAUCACUUAACAGUUGUAGAUGCAGAAUGAAGUGUGUGGGUUGGGCAUCACCAGCUCUGCUGCUGCUGUUACUUCAUUGUGGUACUGUAGAUCUGCUGUGCACAAUGUCUCGUCAAAUGCACUACAUAGAGCGGGAAGAAUGUAAAUAUUGUGUGGCGAUCAAUACCACUAUCUGCUCUGGGUAUUGUAUUACAAGGGACCUGAAUGUAAAGACCCUAGUACCCAAGUCCCUGCUGUCUCAGAAUAUCUGCACAUACAGCACUAUAGUAUACAAGAAGCUGAAGGUGCCGGGCUGCCCACCUGAUGUAGACCCAUACUAUCAUUUUGCAGUGAUCACCGGUUGCAAGUGCAGCCAGUGUAACACGGAUACCACUGACUGUGUUAAUGAGGCUGAAGGAGCAGCCUACUGCUCUAAACCCCAGUGGCGCAUCCCAGUAUCAAACUCAAGAAUCCCUCUGAUCAAGUAGCAUCUUCUGCCUCAUUUUCUACUAAAUGAAUUUUGAGAAAAAGCCUAUAUACAUACAGUGCUUCUCUCUGCAAGAAAACACAAUUUCAGUGCGUGAUUAUGACACCCAAACUGUACUGAAUUUCAUUGUCUUACAGUUUAUGUAAUGCUAAAAUCUAUUUCUCUAUGUCAUAAAUGUCAGUUUGUACAACUUGA
Molecule: messenger RNA, 732 nt
Organism: Protopterus annectens (West African lungfish)
Lineage: Eukaryota; Metazoa; Chordata; Ceratodontiformes; Protopteridae
Product: thyrotropin subunit beta-like
Exons: 3
Coding region: 98-538 (146 amino acids)
Biological process (GO): G protein-coupled receptor signaling pathway
Cellular component (GO): extracellular region; cytoplasm
Molecular function (GO): hormone activity
Source: RefSeq, a predicted model, not a curated record